This is a messenger RNA of Scatophagus argus, 4071 nucleotides long. RefSeq names its product N-acetylglutamate synthase (gene nags). Gene Ontology annotation, molecular function: L-glutamate N-acetyltransferase activity, acting on acetyl-CoA as donor; arginine binding. The coding region runs from base 351 to 1937 and encodes 528 amino acids. Lineage: Eukaryota; Metazoa; Chordata; Actinopteri; Scatophagidae. Gene Ontology annotation, biological process: L-arginine biosynthetic process. The transcript has 8 exons. Gene Ontology annotation, cellular component: mitochondrial matrix. The record is from RefSeq and is a predicted model, not a curated record.
CCCUAAAUUUUUUUGCUACACCCCUGACUCCCAUGCCUCAAUUUCAUAAACUCAGACUACACCAUCAAUCUAUUUUAAUUUCACAGAAGACUUGCAGAAAAAUGAACUGAUGAAACUGAAUUGAUCAAACUCUACAAGGUUCAGUCUAUGGAGCCUUUGAGUAAUUUUUUGUACAAACUCCACAGUGCAGACUGGGAGCCCCCAGCCCACGUCCCGCACUGAUGAAAUCUGAGAAGUGCUAACGCAGCAGCAUGUUCAAUAAACCUCUUUGCCUGCCAACAUUUCGGCGGGGGGGGGGCUCCACAGCCCCAACAAUCAGCCCGAGGGACUGAGAUCUAUCAGCGGGGAACAUGGCCAAAGUAAGCAGCGGUUCCUCUGGUUGUCGGGCCGUGGUGUUGGCAGGAAAGUACCUGUCGAACCCGUCUCCCCCGGCCCUGACUCGGACCUCCGGGCAUCGGCAGCGGGGGAUGUUUGGUCCACAGCGCCGAAUGAUGAGCUCUGACGUCGGCAGCACUGGAGGAAAAAACGCGGCUUUGGCCCAGCAGGAGCCGCUCGGGUAUAUCUCUGCCGCUGACCGACAUGUGCUGGCAAACCGGAAUCUUAUUUACCGGGACGUGAAGGCUUUUCUCAGUGAGGUUGGUGGGGACCCCCGUGAGGCUCGGUACUGGCUCACUCAGUUCCAGAGAGCGAGUACCGCGCAGUGUCCUGCCUUUGCCGUACUAGAGGCGGACAGCUCUGUGUUCCACAGCAGGGAAAUGGUUCAGAGCCUCGCCUUUGGGCUCUCGUUCCUGCAGCGCAUGGAUAUGAAGCCUGUGGUGGUGAUGGGCCGAUCCGAGAACGAGGAGACGGGGCCCAGUGAGCCAGUGGCGGGGUCUCGGUGCACCAAAGGCCUGGUGGAGCGCAGCCAGCAGCUGACUGAGGCUCUGCAGCAACACUCUGCCACCGUCCUGCCGCUCUUCUCCGCCGAGUCCUUCCUCCUGCUGCAUGAAGCCCCACGAGGAAGCAGCGCCUCACCCUCCGUCACUGUGGACACCAGCCUCCUCCAGUGGUGCGUGGACUGCGGGACAAUCCCCUUGGUGUGUCCAGUGGGGAGGGAUGGCCGGGGUUGCUCGGUAAUGUUGGACCCGACGGAGGUGACGACAGCUAUUUCCCGAGCCCUGCAACCCCACAAAGUCAUGUUCCUGAACAACUCAGGAGGCCUCCGCAGCCAAGAACGCAAGGUGCUGGGCACAGUGUCGUUGCCUAGCGACCUGCCCAGUCUGUCCAUGGCGUCAUGGCUGAGCGCAGCAGAGCGGCGCAGAGUGACCACCAUAGCCAGGCUGCUCAAUCAGCUGCCGUCAGAGUCCUCAGCGGUGAUCACCUCGGCGGACACGCUGCUCACAGAGCUGUUCAGUCACAGAGGAUCAGGGACACUCUUUAAAAAUGAAGACCCCAUACACCGGUACAGGUCUCUGGAUGGAAUUGAUGUAGAGCGUCUGCUGGCUCUCAUCAACAAGUCGUUUGAUAAAACCCUGAAGCAAGAUUACAUCGACUCUCUGCAAGGACGACUGCACUCCAUCUACCUCUCUGAAGGCUACAGCGCGGCAGCCAUCAUCACCAUGGAGCCGGUGAACAGCGGCACUCCGUACCUCGACAAGUUUGUGGUGAGCAGCAGUAAGCAGGGUCAGGGCACCAGCCACAUCCUGUGGGAAUGUAUCAGGCAGGACCUGGGCAAACUCUUCUGGAGGUCUAGAGCCACCAAUAGGAUCAACCCCUGGUACUUUAAACAUUGCGAUGGGAGCUUCGUUAAUGGGGUGUGGACCAUCUUCUGGUUGGGCCUGACAGACAUCAGAGAUUCCUACGAGCUGGUGGAGUAUGCCAAGAACCUUCCAGACUCUUUCCACGCCUCGUCUCUCGCCGCCUCCCAGCAGGCCCCCACGCCUGCAGGGGGAUCCUGAGCCGCCUCCUCCCAGCUGCUGCACUGUGCCUCUGAAGAGUUGUUGGCUCUGAGGCUUUUUGGUGCAGCCUUGGAGCUAUGGACAUUGUUUUCUCAAUUUGUUUUACCUUGAAACUUGAAAACCAAAGCUGCAGUGAGAAUUUCAGUAUUGUUACACCUUAUAUUUCUAAAGUUGGGGUUACCUCUAAGUGUUCUAGUGAUUAAAGCAGAGGAUGUCAGCGGCAUUUCAGUUUGGCUAAGAAACACUAACUACAUGUAUAUGCUACGGUUGAUUCAUUUGAAAACGCCAGUGGUGCGUCAGGUUUCUCUCAUUUUUUUUACAUCCAGACAAAAACUUUUUUGCAAAAAUCCUCUCCAAACUACAGCCUCCUGUUGGAAUGUGGACCAGGAAAGUGAUUAUUGUCGUGGAUGCCUUCACCAACACAGCCAGGUGCUGUGAUGCUUCCAGAUCUUUCUGCGGUCACUUGUUUUGAAGGCCAGUACAUUGAAGUACAGGUGUCAUUAAAGGGGCACGCUGCGCUCACUGGAGAGCUUUUACAGUUUGAGGAAAUAACCCUGAUGAUGUCAUAGUGAUGUCAGCAGGGUUGCCUUUGGUUUGGCUUGGAAACUUCAUAUUCCUUCAUAAAGUCUACAUUACCAGCAAGUCUCCUUAUAUGAAUAGGUGUACAAUUUAAGAGGUUUUAUCAGUUUCCUGUUGUUUUGGCUGGCAGAAUUGUGAAAGUAAAGUCAGCAAAGUCUUUUUUAGCAGCUGCUCAGAAGACAAACCUGUCAGUGGCCUGUUCUCUUGCACUUCUUAAAUGCCAGAGGGAGUAUUUGUUUGUGAUGUUUUCUUAUUACUGAAACACUUUUCGUGCCCGUGCCCUGUGCUUAGCAAACAUCUAACAGUCACUCCUUGGGGUCACACUCCUUCAGAGUUGAUUUAUGAAGCUUCCCACAGAGAACCACGUUAUGAAGAGAGGGUUUUCCUCAUAGUUCCUCUUCAGAUUAUUAAGGGUGAAAUACAAAACCCAUGAAACAGCACCACUUCUUUUGUGUUUUAUUUGUAUGACCGGGUGACUUUAAACAAAGUUAAACAUGCAAAGAUGUCAGUGAUGCCAAAAGGAAAGCAACAGUUACCAGUACACAGUAAUAUAGCAGACCCUGUGUGGCUUAAGAAACAAGUGUGUAUGGUAAUGGAAAAUAUCUGUUAUUCUUUUUUUGUUUGAUUCUCCAUGUCUUUUGGUUUUUGGAAAAAAUAUAUCAAUAAUAGACAUGUUUUACUUUGUUCUUAUGUUUGACAGAAAAAAAAGGAGCACAAUGGAUGACAGUGAUAUGCUCGUAUGUUUACGCUCCUCAUAACAAGGACAUGUCAGUCGAUCCCUGUUUAUUAUGCAUUUCAAAAUAAUAGCACGAUUAUGUUUCAGAGGAGUGUUCAGGUUGUCACGGUUUUCAUUCUUACAAUUUAAUACAUCAAACCACACCUAUCAGAGAACUACAACUAUGGAUGGCUUCAGUAUUUCAUCUUAAUUUCUACUUAAGAGCUCUGAGUGUAACCAAACAGGGACAUCACACACUCCAUCUCAGAAGUGGUCCUCCUCCUUGCUGAAAGGCAGGAUGUUUCAUAAAUUAGUCUUAAAUUCUGCUCUGAGGUUUUUGUUUUUAGUCCUAAUUUAUCUUUCAGUGUGUUUCCCAGGAGUGACUCUGAGAUGCCUGACAAACAUGGGAUGAAAUCUGACCUGUGAAGAGUUGACAUACGAUAAGCUUAUAAAGUUUUGCAGAAUUUUAACAUUUUAUUCUGAUAAUACUGUGUUUUUCAAUUCAGACCAUUUUCCCAAGGACCAGUUUACAUUCAGCAGUUUAAAUGAUGUGCUGCUCAUAUGGUAGCAGUUGGUGCAGUUUUGUUUUUGACCUGUUGGUGCUUAGCUUUGUAGAUCAGCAGAGUUUACACCACAGGCAGGUUGAGCUGAUGACGUGCAGGGUUAGCUUUAGCUCAGCCUAAAUCAGGCACUUAAGUGGAACUGAUGAGACAAAUGAAAACAAAAGUUGUGUGCAUGCCCAGCUUUGUACCUUGUUUGGGAGAGGAAACAGAAAAGAUUACAUUGAUUUGAUUAGUAUACUCAAGAAGGGGAAAGCAAUAAAACAUCUUCAGCACACAA